Molecule: messenger RNA, 1857 nt
Organism: Peromyscus californicus insignis
Lineage: Eukaryota; Metazoa; Chordata; Mammalia; Rodentia; Cricetidae
Product: keratin-associated protein 16-1
Exons: 1
Coding region: 1-1482 (493 amino acids)
Cellular component (GO): keratin filament
Source: RefSeq, a predicted model, not a curated record
AUGUCUGGCUGCUGCUGCUCUAGGAAAUGCCCCUCCCUGCCAGCUGUCUCCCUCUGCUCUACUGAGGUGAGCUGUGGAGGACCCGUCUGCCUACCGAGCUCCUGCCGGAGCCAGACAUGGCAGCUGGUGACUUGUGAGGACAGCUGUGGCUCAUCUGGCUGUGGCUCACAAGGCUGUCAACCUUCGUGUUCCGUGAGCAGUUGCUGCCAGCCGGUGUGCUGCGAGGCCACCACCAUCUGUGAGCCUUCUUGUUCCGUGAGCAGCUGUGCUCAACCUGUGUGCUGCGAGGCCACUGUUUGCGAGCCUUCUUGCUCUGUGGGCAAUUGCUGUCAACCUGUGUGCUGCGAGGCCACCAUCUGCCAGCCUUCCUGCUCUAUGAGUACCUGUGCUCAACCGGUGUGCUGUGAGGCCACCCUGUGCCAGCCUUCUUGUUCCGUGAGCAGCUGCCAGCCUGUGUGUUGUGAGACUACACCCUGCCAGCCAAUCCUCUGCUUGCCCGCAUCCUGCCAGCCAGUGAUCUGUGAGCCCAGCUGCUGCUCAGCUAUCUGCACUGUGCCUGCUUCCUGUCAACCAAUGGUCUGUGAGCCUGUGGUUUGUGAGCCUGCUUGCUGUCAGCCCGUGUGCCCGACACCUAGCUGCUGUCCAUCUGUCUGCUCUGCAGCCAGUAGCUGCCAGCCAGUCUGCUGUGGCUCCAGUGCCUGUGAGCCACCUUGCUCAGAGUCCAGUGUUUGUCCGUCAACUGCCUGUAUGGCUCUGGUGUGUGAACCUGUUUGUCUCCGUCCUGUCUGUUGUGUUCAGAGCCCUUGUGAGCCAUCAUGUGUCUCUAGCAGCUGCCAAGACUCCUCAUGUUGUGUCUCUAGUCUUUGCCAACCUGUCUGCCCUGAGCCCAGUCCUUGCCUACCGUCGGUGUGUGUGCCCAGCCCGUGCCAACCUUCCUGCUACAUAGUCAAACGAUGCCGUUCUGUCUGCUGUGAGCCUGUUUCCUGCCCAUCUACCUCCUGCCAACCACUCUGCUGCCGUCCGGGGUCCUCUGCAUCUGCUGUCUGCCAACCAGCCUGCCCACCUCGCACUUUCUAUAUACCCAGUUCCUGCAAGCAGCCUUGCAGUCCUGUUCCCUGCCGCCCGAUCUGCCGCCCGAUCUGCUCUGGGCCCAUUACCUUCAGGCAGCCAUAUGUGACAUCCAUCACUUACCGCCCUGCCUGCUACCGCUCCUGCUAUUCCAUCCUGCGCCGCCCCACCUGCCUGGCUUCCUACUCUUACCGCCCUGUCUGCUCCCGACAGCCUUGCACCGAUUCUGACAACUCUAAGCCUGAGUGCAAAAAGUCGACUUCCAGCCAACCUGACUGUGCCGACUCAACACCCUGCAAGACAGAGGUCUCAGAUGAGACUCCCUGCCAGCCCUCCGACAUUAAACCCGCCAGCCCGAUCACCCGUGAGGCUGCAGCUCCCCAGCCUGCGGCCGGCAAGCCUGCUGACCGUUGAGCCAGCCUCAGCUCACCAAUUCCUGCCAAGCAACAGCCAAAAACCAUAGAGAAACCAGGAAAGCCCUGUGCACAGCUCAUUAUGACUUAGCUAGAAUCUUUUCCUUCCUACACUGCCAUCCACCAUCUACUAUGCUUCAUAGAACUCAUCAGAAGUGCCAGCCUCCUAGUGGCCCCAGUGAAGGCCUCCUGCACAGAGAAAGGAAUGGCCUUGUUUUCUGAUGUCCUUACAUGGAGGAGAGCUGCUCUGCCACAUCAUUGGGCUCUUUGCUACUCAAGAUGCUUUCUGUCCUCAUGCAUUGUGUUGCUUGGGGGCAUCUUCAGCAAGAUAUAUAAUCGUGCAAUAAAAGUAGCAAAGUUGAAGUGACACACUGUU